Cotesia glomerata is the source of this 1182-nucleotide messenger RNA. RefSeq names its product nuclear transcription factor Y subunit gamma-like (gene Nf-YC). Gene Ontology annotation, cellular component: nucleus; CCAAT-binding factor complex. Lineage: Eukaryota; Metazoa; Arthropoda; Insecta; Hymenoptera; Braconidae. Gene Ontology annotation, biological process: regulation of DNA-templated transcription. The record is from RefSeq and is a predicted model, not a curated record. The coding region runs from base 250 to 1170 and encodes 306 amino acids. The transcript has 6 exons. Gene Ontology annotation, molecular function: protein heterodimerization activity; DNA binding; DNA-binding transcription activator activity, RNA polymerase II-specific.
CUGAUUUUCAUGAUAAAUAAAUAAAAAUACGAUAUAAUAAUUGAUUUUGUUACUGCAAAAACCCAUAAACAUUAUUGGAUCUUAAAGGUAUAUACUGUAAUCUGAUUGAGUGUGAUUGAGAGACGGCGAUUGGCGAAAUUUCCGGCGCAAAUAUUUGGCCCAAGCUUAUUCAUUUAUCAAUUUUAUUUUUAAUGAUCCAUAAUAAUAUUUUGAUUUUAAUAUUUUUUGUUGGAGAGUAAAUAAACCAAGAUGUCUUUAUUCUUUGUCAAUGCAAAUCAAGACAGCGAAGUAGAAGGAGACUCUAAUGGAGACUUACAAAUAUCAUCUCCAGGAAGUUCAGAAGCACAGCAGGCAUUAACGACAUUUUGGCCAAAAGUUGCUGAAGAAAUAAAAAAAAUUACUAGUAAUGACCUGAAGACACAAUCAUUGCCGUUAGCGAGGAUAAAAAAAAUAAUGAAGCUAGACGGUGACGUGAAAAUGAUAAGUGCUGAAGCUCCAAUGUUAUUUUCAAAAGCUGCUGAAAUAUUUAUCCAUGAAUUAACCUUGAGAGCGUGGAUCCACACGGAGGACAAUAAAAGACGUACAUUGCAGAGGAAUGACAUUGCGAUGGCCAUCACUAAGUACGAUCAGUUUGACUUUCUGAUCGACAUUGUACCGAGAGAUGAGUUGAAACAGAGCAAAGCACAGUCGGAUAAUGUCGUACGAACUUCGAUGAGUUCUGAUCAAGUUCAUUAUUAUUUUCAAUUGGCUCAACAGCAGUCUAAUAAUCAGACCGUGCAAAAUAAUGGAGCGCAGUCGAUACAAAUCGUACAACCGCCUGCUGGGCAAAUACAAACUAUUAAUAUGCCCAUUAGUAAUUCUGUUGAACAAGCUCCUCAACAAUCGAAUCAACAAGUGAUACAGCUUCAACAAGCGCAAUCACCAUCCUCACAAAGCGGAGGAAUUCAAAUAGUACAACAAAUUGUUACUCCUAAUGGUGACAUUCAACAAAUACCUAUUCAACUGACACCUCAGCAACUUCAAAUGAUAAGAAUGCAAGUGCAAGGUGGCAGUAAUCAGCCGAUAAUAAUCCAAGCAGCACCCAUAGCAGCUCAGCCUCAAAUAAUUCAAGUAGCCGGAAGUGGUCAAGCACCGGUAUACCUGCAAACCAACGGCACUGAUAAUGAAUAACCGCACCUAAAA